Miscanthus lutarioriparius is the source of this 441-nucleotide messenger RNA. The record is from the annotation of a GenBank genome assembly. Lineage: Eukaryota; Viridiplantae; Streptophyta; Magnoliopsida; Poales; Poaceae.
AUGGCCACCACCAGAACCAAUAGUAGUAGGUCAGGCGCAGCAGCUGGGCGCGUGUCGUCGUCGGCGACCCGCGGCCAGGGGAGGCGUCCUGGUUCUAAGGUGUGGGAGUUCUUCAAAAAAAUUCCUGAUGAGAAGGGCAAAACCAUAGUUGCUGAAUGCCCCACGUGCCGCACGCGCCUGAGCGCCAGGAGCGAAAACGGAACCUCCCACCUGAGACGACACAGAUGCCUGCCCGAGGUUCAGGCUCCUCCUCCAGAACCUCCUGCCGCUGCCGCUAUUGCCUCUCCUAUGCUCCCAGUCGCUGCCGCUGCCGCCGCAGAUGAAGAUGACAAGGUUUUCUCGGGCCUCGAGGACAUUGUUCCCCCCAGGGUACCUUUGACACGGCACCCGCGCGCAGCUACCGCCAAAGCCCGGCAGGGCCGUAAUUUAUCCAUCAAGUAA